Messenger RNA from Trypanosoma grayi, 476 nucleotides. RefSeq lists its product as hypothetical. The record is from RefSeq and is a predicted model, not a curated record. NCBI's taxonomy places the organism in Eukaryota, Euglenozoa, Kinetoplastea, Trypanosomatida, Trypanosomatidae. The annotation marks the transcript as partial. The transcript has a single exon.
AUGGGUUUGCUGGGAGCUGUCCCUCUCCCUCUCUUGCAGCCAACGUCCUUUGUUCAUCAGUCGGCAACUGAGAAUUCACUUGCCUUGGCCCAGAGGGUUCCAAAGAGGCGCGCACAUCGGUUUUCUUCUCACCUGGAGGGUGACGCUCUUUUAAUGAGUGUUGUAAAUCAUUCUUUUGCAAAUGACUAUCCUCUGGAACUUUCACUUCAGGCUCUGUUUCCUUUUUUUCUUCUGGAGGGCACUUCAAAGAGCUUGGGCCAGUCCUCUCUUGCCCUGGUUCUUCAGUACAUGUUGCGUGCCCUUGACCUCCCUCUUGGAGGGUAUUCGACCUCGGUACAGCCGCCACUGCUAGAUUCACUUUCCUUGAUUGACUUGCUGUCUGUUGCCUUGCAGCCUGAGGACCAGGAGCGGACCCUCCUAACACUUUUGAUGAGGGACGGCGUGGCGGUGGUGCAUAUAUAUUGUCCUCCGGAGUG